Betta splendens (Siamese fighting fish) is the source of this 5718-nucleotide messenger RNA. It is a transcript of the gene xylt1, whose product is annotated as xylosyltransferase I. The transcript is spliced from 11 exons. The record is from RefSeq and is a predicted model, not a curated record. Gene Ontology annotation, molecular function: protein xylosyltransferase activity. Gene Ontology annotation, cellular component: membrane. Lineage: Eukaryota; Metazoa; Chordata; Actinopteri; Anabantiformes; Osphronemidae. Bases 85 to 2910 code for a protein of 941 amino acids. Gene Ontology annotation, biological process: chondroitin sulfate proteoglycan biosynthetic process; heparan sulfate proteoglycan biosynthetic process.
CAGCCCGUACUUCCACUCCGUCCUCCCGUCGCGCUGCGCAGAGCCCCGAACGCUCCUCCAGCUCCGUGCAGCCGCGGUGCGAAGAUGGUCGGCGGCGCGUGCGCUCGCAGGUUGGCCCGCCGGUCGCGGUCCGCCCUGAUCGCAGCCCUCACGGUGCUGCUGGUGCAGACGCUGAUCGUGUGGAACUUCAGCAGCCUCGACUCCGGCGAGGACCGCGAAAGCGGAGGCUCCCUCCAGAAGAGGGACCGGGUCGCGGGCGACAAAGCCGCCGGCAGCGACUACUCGGAGCGCGGGGUCCGGCAGCCGCAGCAUCCUCCUCAGCCCGGGAGAGGAGCGUCUCGCCACAUACAGCAGCCGGACGGAUAUUACUCCCACCGGCCGAAGGAGAAAAGUAGAGUUGACAGCAACAACGAGAACUCGGUGCCCAAAGACUUUGAGAACAUAGACAAUAGUAACUUCGGGGCGCGCUCCCAGCCGCACCGCCAGUCCGUCGGCGCCACUAGCAGCAAGCAGCAGCGGGAGCAUCUGCAGGAGAAGGCCCACGCCCAGCAGCAGGCGUGGCGGUACAACGCCCCCAACCUGGGCCGAAGCUCCAACGAGGUGCUGCCCGUGGGCCACCAGCCGCUGGCGGUCAGCAACAACACCUCCUACCCGGGCGGCGCGCGGGGGCCGCGGCAGCACUACCGCGCCCCGCAGGCCCCGCAGGCCCAGGAGCAGCAUCGGCACCAGCACCCCCACAGGAGGCAGGCCACCGCGGCGCCACUGGAGGUGACCUACGACCAGCCGCACAAGUGCGAGAUCAGCGGGAAGGAGGCCAUAUCGGCGCUGUCGAGAGCCAAGAGCAAGGAGUGCCGGCAGCAGAUUGCCGAGGUGUACUGCAGGCACAGAGAAGGGCAGCUGAUGCCGGAGAAGGUCACCCGCUACUGCCCCCUAGAGGGUAAGGCGAACGUGAACGUCCAGUGGGACGAGGACUCUGCCGAGAGCUUCCCAGUGAAACCAGUGAGAAUAGCGUUCGUCCUGGUGGUCCAUGGCCGAGCCUCCCGGCAGUUUCAGCGCCUGUUCAAGGCCAUCUACCACACCUCGCACUAUUACUACAUACAUGUCGACCAGCGCUCCAACUACCUGCACAGGCAGGUGCAGGCUCUCGCCGUCCAGUACCCCAACGUGAAGGUGACGCCCUGGCGCAUGGCCACGAUCUGGGGCGGCGCCAGUCUGCUGACCAUGUACCUUCGCAGCAUGGCCGAUCUGCUGGCGAUGAGGGACUGGAGCUGGGAUUUCUUCAUCAACCUCAGUGCUGCGGACUAUCCCAUCAGGACCAAUAACCAGCUGGUGGCCUUCUUGUCCAAGUACAGAGACCUGAACUUCAUCAAGUCCCACGGCAGAGACAACGCCAGGUUUAUCCGUAAGCAGGGUCUGGACCGCCUGUUCUACGAGUGCGACACCCACAUGUGGAGGCUGGGAGACCGUAAGAUCCCAGAAGGCAUCAGCGUGGACGGCGGGUCCGACUGGUUCCUGCUCAACCGCAUGUUUGUGGAAUACGUCAUCGCCUCCAAGGACGACCUGGUCACCAACAUGAAGCGCUUUUACGCCUACACUCUGCUGCCUGCCGAGUCGUUCUUCCACACAGUGCUGGAGAACAGCGCCUACUGUGAGAGCAUGGUGGACAACAACUUGCGCAUCACUAACUGGAAUCGCAAGCUGGGCUGCAAGUGCCAGUACAAGCACAUCGUGGACUGGUGUGGGUGCUCUCCCAACGACUUCAAGCCCGCCGACUUCCACCGCUUCCAGCAAACUGCGCGGCCCACCUUCUUUGCCAGGAAGUUUGAAGCCAGCGUGAACCAGGAGAUAGUGAACCAGCUGGACGCCUAUCUGUUCGGACCCUUCCCCCACGGGACGCCGGCGCUGAGCUCGUACUGGGAGAACGUGUACGACGAGCCGGACGGCGUGGCCAGCCUGUCGGACACGCAGCUCACCUACUACCACUCCUUCUCGCGGCUGGGGCUGUCGCGGGCCGCCGCCUCUCUGCAGGGGAACCCCAGCGAUCACAGCUGCAGGUACUUCCCCAUGGGCCACCCGGUGUCGGUGCACCUCUACUUCCAGGCGGACCAGUUCCAGGGCUACCUGGUCAGGCACCACGCCACUAACCUGGCCACGAGCAAGCUGGAGACCCUGGAAACGUGGGUGGCGCCCAAGGCCAACUUCAAGACCGCGGGCCCCGCAGCCGGCACGUUCAGCAGGUUGCAGUUUGCAGAGAUCGGCACCGAGUGGGACGCCAAAGAGCGCAUGUUCAGGAACUUCGGCGGGCUGAUGGGGCCCGCGGAUGAGGCGGUGGGCAUGCAGAGGUGGAGCAAAGGGCCCAACGUGACCGUCACCGUGGUGUGGAUCGACCCCACCAACGUCAUCGCCGCCACCUACGACAUUCUGAUCGACUCCGGCGCCGAGUUCACCCACUACCACCCGCCGCUCAACCAGCCUCUGCGCCCGGGAGUGUGGAGCGUCCGCAUCCUCCACCACUGGAGCCCCGUGGCCGAGAUGCGCUUCCUCAUCGCGCCGCUGGCCUUCAACAAGCACCAGCCCAUACGACAAGAGGAUACGCUGAGGCUUCACAACGGCCCGGCGAAGAACAGCUACAUGGAGCAGAGCUUCCACGGCCUCAACCCGGUGCUCAACAUCCCUGUCAGCCUGGUGCACGUGGAGCAGGCCAAGAGGAACGCCGCCCUGACCGGAGCGGAGCUGGAGAGGUGGUUGGACGGCCUGGUGGGGGAGCUGUGGGAGGCGGCGGACGUGUGCGCGGUCGGGCCGACGGCGUGCCCCGUCACGCAGGCCUGCGCCAAGAACCCGUGGAGCUCCCUGAGCCCAGACCCCAAGAGCCAGCUGGGAGCGGCCCGCGCUGACGGGCGCAUCAGGUAGCAGCGAGGCCUCCAGCGGGACGGGAGGCCACAGGGGAGUCACUGACUGUGUUCAUCUGUUCAAGGGGGCGGGCGUUGUGGUCGGGUGGAGGAGAACCUGUUCUUGUGUCUGAGGAGACGAAGGUAGGAGCGAAACAGUGGAGGUUUUUGUGAGGGUGUCUGGACAGAAAUCGAGGAGAAUGAUUUUCAGAUCCUCCCACGGGGCUCCUCCAUUUAGGGGAUUAUGCUGGCUUAGCUAUUACAGUUUCUCAGUGUAUUUAUUUUUCUUCUCAUGGCUGAGUUUUACUGUGAUCAAACGUUGCAAUUUUUGAGCAUUUAUUUUGCUGCUGAAUGAAUUAUGAAGUCGGCUUUUGAAGCCCGGCACGGGGGCACGGCGGCCAUGCGAGUGUUGAUUAUCGACACCCGGUAGAAAGAUGAAAUGCUGCUGCAAUAAGGCCUUAGCUGUCAGACAUACACAGAGAGGUGCUGAAUUAAACAUGCCUCCUUGAGGUUUAUGUUAGUAUUAACAAAAAAAUAAAAAAGAUAGAGUCAAAAUACAACCAGCUGUUAAAAAACACCACUUCGGUUGAAGUGCAGCACAGUGAAAAGGACAUUUGACACAUCAAGUAAUUUGAACAGCAAACGUUUUAGCAGUAUUAAAGCCAAUUAAGAUUGGAGACUGGGAGAUUCCGAUGGUUCAGUGGCUCAGAUGGAUGAUCACUAGAAUAAAUCAGUAAGAGCAGCACAACUUGGUUCGGUUCAGUGCCUGUUAGGAUGUUGCCUGGUUAACUGCCUACUGCAGUCACGUUGUGUAAACGGGGGAAAAAUGAGAUGCAAAUACAUGAGGCCUUCUCAGAACAAUUACAACUAUUUGGAGCGUAUUAGGAAUUCAUCGUAGACUUUUUAGCAUUUGAAAUGAAUAAAUGCCUCGUUUGUGCGUCGUACAAUAGCAUUUUAGGACUUAACAUUCACACAGUGUUUCCUUUAAUAAUCCAGCGUUUGUGACAGGCGGAUCACAAGGAGAGAAACAUCGUGUCUGUGGUUUGGUUUUCUACCAAACUGCCUUAAACGUUUCCUUAAAAUUCUCGAUCUUGUUUUCAGUGUCAAUUGUUUUUUACUUUUUUCCAGACUUUAAUGACACUUUGUGUUGUAUAUAAUAUAGAAGUCUCAAAAUUGUGUGAAUGAGGGGAGGGUGAGUCCAUGAGUUGCUAUUUAUUUAUAAGUUUAUAUUAAUACUGAUAAUUUUAGUCAGUGACUAAAUACCUGCGACGCUGCCUGGGCAGCAUGAAUAAUAUUUUUUGUAAAGAGAGCCGCCUUUAUUUACAAAGGCCAACACCCCAAACUUAUACUGUACCUUUUUAUGGCCCGCACUUGUGUGUAUUCAGUGUUGUCCUGUCUGAAUAGAUCUUCUUGUCUUGGUUUUUCACAUGGCUGUUUGCUAAGUGCAUCACAAGAGAAAGCCACCCUGACCUGAGAGGUCAGAGGUCAUCUACCUAACAACCUCAUCCAACCGAAAAGGCAAACAAUACCACUCCUCGUGACAAACACAUCUGACGACAUCUGGACGGAAGGAGAACCUGCGCUAUUACUGUGUGUCUGUGCUUCCUGUCAGCUUCAGAAUGAUAAUGAGUGGUAGUAGUGUUCAUGCUGUGACAAUAAUGUAAUAAUUUAAUUGAAUAUUAUAUUGUGUCUUGAUUGGAACAUGCAUAACGUAUUAGAUGGGGUCCAUGCAUCUUUUCAGCUCUGACUAGAUUUGAAAAACCUUUUCUACCCCCCGAGACGUUAAAUGGACAUUUGAUAUGAAUCGGUUCUGCUGAGGGACAGCACAUCCUUAACAAGAGGAUGGCUCAAAUAUUUGUAUUACUUUCCUCUGAAGCCAAUUAGGAGUUCAAUUUGUGAUUGUCAACAUUGUUUAGCCAUCACAUGAGCAUUUUUGCACAGGCUAAUUAGGAAACAUUACUGUUCAUUAAUGUCAAGUUCACCUUUCCUCUCUGUCGGAUGUGUCUAUUAUAACUGCUGUCUCUGUUUCCUUUUCAAAACGACACUGUUUCCGGGGUGUGAGGGACGGUGGUGCAUUCCACUGGCUGGCUUAAGCCGCGUUCUGAACGAUGACAACACAAUACCUAGUGUUACAGACAGAUUUUGGAAAAGAUCAAUUAAUAAAAUAUACAGUAAGUCAAUGUGAAAGUCCUAUUUUGUAACAAAAUGAUUAACAAAUGAAGAAGAUGUGUACAUAGGUAUUUUGUAUUGAACUAUUGUUUCAAAGGUAUUGUACAUGUAAAUACAGAUGUGGUGAAAUGACGUUGAAUUAUUAAGAGUUGUUGAAGUGUCAGUUAUUGGGCACAAAGCGUGAAUCGAUGGUGUUUCUUGAUCAAAGUACAUAACCUGUUUCUGUGUUUUGGACAGCUGUGACGAAAAACCUUGUCCUGUUUGCCUCUCAGAGAAGAAUCACAUGCCAGAUUGUUGUUGUUGUUGCUGGAAUGUAUUGUUGAGCAACUGUUGCACAAAUUUCUCUGACUGACGUUUCCCCCAUUGUUUGUUUUAUGGGGAGGCUCUGUGUGCCUUAGCUGACUUUUAGAAAAUUCUUUGUCCAUUAAAUGAAUCCUUAUUUUAUUAUUUGUUUUGACACUAUGUGAAGAAUACCAUGAGUGAUUCACUGGUACUGCAACACCAAAAAGAUGUCUGCUGUUGUGUACAUAUCAUCAGGCCUUCUGUCUAUAUCAGCUUUUAUUUUUUAUUUUCUUCCCUUUUAGGGAUUUAUUUUGUUGUAAUUCACUGGCUUGUUUUACUUUUCUCAUUCCUUUUUGGAAAUAAAAUUCUAUGGAAAACA